Messenger RNA from Aureococcus anophagefferens, 729 nucleotides. RefSeq lists its product as hypothetical. The record is from RefSeq and is a predicted model, not a curated record. The transcript has a single exon. NCBI's taxonomy places the organism in Eukaryota, Pelagophyceae, Pelagomonadales, Pelagomonadaceae. The annotation marks the transcript as partial. Gene Ontology annotation, molecular function: oxidoreductase activity.
GACGCGCGGCGGUGCUCGGGCUUCCUGGUCGCGGAGGCCGCGAUGGACCGCGCGUGCGAGCUCGCCGAGGCCUACGGCACGGGCUGCGUCGCCGUCGACAACGCGUUCCACUAUCUCUUCGGGGCGCACUACGUCUUGCGGGCGUCGGCGAAGGGCUACAUCGCCUACACGACGUGCACGGGCGCCAUCCCCGAGGUCGUCCCCACGGGCGGCACGCGAAAGUCGAUGGGCACGAACCCGCAGACCUACGCGCUGCCGACGACGAACGCGCUGGGCUUCGACGUGUGCAUCGACUGGGCGACGAGCGUGAUCUCGAACGGCACGGUCAAGGCGCUGGCGCGCGAGGGCAAGCGGUGCCCCGAGGGCGCGAUCUUCGACAAGGACGGGCGGCCGACGACGGAUCCGAACGAGUUCCACGCGCACGCGUGCGUCGGCGGCCACAAGGGCUACUCGCUCUGCCUGCUGACGGAGCUGCUGGCCGCCUUCGGCGGCGGCUCCCUGCCGUCCGUGCGCUCCAAGGUCGGCGGCGGCGACGGCGGCGACAAGCGCACGUGCAACUUCCUCUUCCAGGCCUGGCACCCGGACGCGCUCGCGCCGGCGUCGCUGUCGGCGAACGUCGCGACCGUGGACGAGAACGUCAAGGCCGUCGUCGCCGACAUUCUAGGCCCGGGCAACGAAGGCGCGCGGCUCCCCGGCCAGGGCAAGCGCGAGGCCGCCCUCCGCUCGGCG